GACUGCAGGUGUCGUUGUUUACCCAGCAAGACACGUAGUCAACCUGAUCAAUUUGAGCUAAUUACGCGACGAAAAACGCGACCUGUCUGAAAUAUGAAUACAAUUUGCAAAACGUGUUUUGUUUGGAGGACAACAUUGAGAUUUGAGCAACAGCCGCUUGAUUUAAGGAGUCCUAAAGUUUUCCGCAGAGCUGCUCCCGUCUCGGCGUGCGGUGAUGCGGACUGCCGGUGGGCGUUGAUCGGGGCACGAUUCAAGAUGAAGAAGCAGUUCAAUCGCAUGAGGCAGCUCGCCAACCAAACGGUGGGAAGAGCUGAAAAAACCGAGGUCUUAAGCGAAGAUCUCCUGCAGGUGGAGAAGCGUCUGGACCUGGUCAAGCAAGUGACGCACAGCACUCACAAGAAGCUGACGGCCUGCCUGCAGGGUCAGCAGGGGGCCGACGUGGAGAAGAAAUCCGUCAAGUCGCCUUCGAAAAAGCUGCCGCUGGCCACGCUGGCGCAAUGCAUGGUGGAGGGCGCGGCCGUGUUGGGAGACGACUCACUCUUGGGGAAGAUGCUGAAGAUGUGCGGCGAGACGGAGGAGAGGUUGGCCCAGGAGCUCAUCGACUUUGAGUUCCAGAUCGAGCGAGACGUGGUCGAGCCGCUCUACGUGCUCGCCGAGGUGGACAUCCCCAAUAUCCAGAAACAAAGAAAGCACUUAGCAAAACUGGUCUUGGACAUGGACUCGUCCCGCACGAGAUACCAGCAGUCGUCCAAGUCGUCCGGCCACCCGAGCGCCCUUCAGCCCGGCGCCAAGUCCGAGUCGCUCCGAGAGGAAAUGGAGGAGGCCGCCACUCGGAUGGAGAUCUGCAGGGAUCAGCUGUCUGCGGAUAUGUACAGUUUUGUGGCCAAAGAAAUCGACUAUGCAAAUUACUUCCAGACACUCAUCGAAACGCAGGCGGAAUAUCACAGGAAAUCGUUGGAGAUUCUAAACAGGAUCCUGCCCCAAAUUAAAGCACACCAAGAAGCGUGGGUGGAGAAGCCGUCGUUCGGCAAGUCCCUGGAGGAACACCUGAACAUCAGCGGCAGAGAGAUCGCCUUCCCCAUCGAAGCGUGCGUCACCAUGCUGCUGGAGUGCGGCAUGCAAGAAGAGGGCCUCUUCCGAGUGGCUCCGUCAGCCUCCAAACUCAAGAAGCUGAAAGCCUCCCUGGACUGCGGCGUUCUGGAUGUGCAGGAGUACUCCUCCGACCCACACGCCAUCGCAGGCGCUCUCAAAUCGUACCUCCGCGAGCUCCCCGAGCCGCUGAUGACGGCCGAGCUUUACGACGAGUGGAUCCAGGCCUCCAACAUUCAAGAUAUGGACAAGAGACUGCAAGCAUUAAUGGCGGCGUGCGAGAAACUGCCUACGGACAACUUAAACAACUUCAGAUAUCUGGUCAAGUUCUUAGCCAAGCUCAGCGAGUUCCAGGACGCCAACAAGAUGACCCCCGGAAACAUGGCCAUCGUCCUGGGCCCCAACUUGCUGUGGACGCACACCGAGCCGGACAUGACGGAGAUGAUGACCACGCUAUCGCUGCAGAUCGUGGGCAUCAUCGAGCCCAUCAUCCAGCACGCCGAUUGGUUCUUCCCCGGAGAGAUCGAAUUCAACCUGACCGGCAGCUACGGCAGCCCCGUCCACGCCAACCACAACUCCAACUACAGUUCCAUGCCGUCCCCCGACGUGGAGGAGUCGGAACGCAAGCAGCCGCACCACGACCAGAGCCGGCGGCCUCUCAGCGUUGCCACGGACAACAUGAUGCUGGAGUUCUACAAGAAGGACGGCAUGGGCGUGCGGGUCAUGGAUACUUCCUGGGUGUCGCGCAAGGGCUCGUCCACGCUGGCGCGCAAGACCUGCUCCACCCCGCCGGGCGUCUGCUCCACGCCCACCGACUCGCCGGUCGCCGCCGAGCAGGUCGGGGAGUUCGGGCCGUCGCCGGCCGCCACCCCGCCGCCCGCCGAAAGGCUCAGCUCAGACGUGUCGCCCAAUCGGCCGGACACCUCUCACGCCCACCCGCCCCCGGGGGAGGACCGGCCGCCCCCUCCUUACCCCGCCGGCUCCCACCACCACUUCUACCCCAAGCCCCCUCCCUGCGCCCGGCCCGUGGCGCCGGGUCCGGAGUCGCAGCCCCCGGCCUCGCCCCCGCCCCCGCAGCGCUGGUCGGGCUUCGCCCCGCCCGCCCCGCUCCCGUCCUCCUCCUCUUCCUCGUCCUCCUCCUCGCUCGACAUCAAUUCCAACCCCAAGCCCAGCUGCCUGCACUUCCCCAAGCACAGCCCGCCGGGCGACGCGUCGCACGCCCCCCCCGACGCUAACGCAUCGCCGUUCUACGUCAAAACGCCCCUGGUGCUCGCCCGCCACGAGCAGUCGCUCGGCAACCCCCCUAGCAUCCCUUCCUCCGCGCCCCCGCCCCCGCCCUGGGCUGCCUGUCCAUGCGCCAGAGAGAGAGGACUCCCCAGGCUGACUAGUUCGUUGAAGAGUAAAGAACUUUCCCCCGUCAUUGGACACAAAGGCAUCCAAGUGGCAAGUCCAACAGUGCCCCCUAGCGUCAGUCCGCACAGCGGCAGUCAGUGCCCCCACUCCGCAGAGCACAGCCCGCACGCCCUGCGCAAAGGUUCCAAAAAACUGGCCCCCGUGCCUCCCAAGGUCCCGUACUGUCAGUCGGGCGCAAUUUCGGACCACUCCGCGGGUCAGCCGUCGCCGGUCAGCCUGUCCCCGACCCCGCCGAGCACCCCGUCCCCGUACGGACUGGUGUGCAGUCCGGGUCAAGCGCUGCCCCCGUCCUCCCCGGGGCAGACCCCCUUGGGGCCGCCCCACUCCCUUUCGUCCCCGCCCUCGCUGACCGGGACGCUCACCAAGUCGCGGCCCGCCCCAAAGCCCAGGCAAAGACCCAGCCUGCCCCCGCCGCAGCCGCCCACCGUCCCAGUCGGGUUCUCCGGCCAGGCCCCGGUCCCGGUCCAGGUCCCGGCGCCCCGGCCGCCGGAGCAGGGCCUCGCCGACGGAUUGUCCCCGGGGGAGAGUAUGUCUACAGGUAAACAUCAGACACAGGGGGGGCUACAGCGCCCCUCGCUCAGACUGGCUGUGGCGCUGUCCACUGGGGACGGCGGACGGGUCUAAUCGGACCGCAGACGCAAAGCAUGCCUGGAUUCACGGUUCUGAAAUAUUGUCGGUUUGAACACUUUUUCCACACGGAAGCCUGAGAAUGACACACCAUGGACAAAAGUAUUGGAACGCAGUCACGCCAUGCGUCCGUCAAUUUUCUAAGGUCUUCGAAGUCAUCAAAUGCACAUACACGAAUCGAUUGUGGCCGUACAGUGUUGACUGGUUCAAGGGUCUGCCUCACAGUUCUGAGGUCCAGGUUUCAAAUCCCAGGCCGCCCUUGUGUGGAGUUUGCAUGUCCUCCUCGUGGCCCCGUGGCUUUUCUCCGGGCACUCCGGUGAACGCCCACAUCCCCAAAAACGUGCAUUGAGUGGAGACUCUAAAUUGCCUCGAGAUGGGAUUGUGAGUCCGAAUGGUUUUAUGGAAACCAGUUUAGGCUUUACCCCACCUCCUGUUUGUUGAAAAAAUCUCCAAGCCUUACCAUCGUUGCUUUAUUGGAAAAUUGACAACUUGAGGUACCCCUGACAAUCAAAAUGUUAGUGGAGGUUUAGCGUUGUGUUCGAGUCCGACACACUUGGACGACUUUGCCGUGGAAGAACUCAGACCGGGUCACCAAAAUCAUCUUCUGACAGACAUCACCGCCACAUUUUCGGCCAUUUCAGGCGUCCCAAUACUUUUGUCCGAGGGUUCUCAGCCUUUCGUAUUGACUCCUCGUGUGACGUUUCCGGAAACGUUCGAGAAACGCCGCUCGUACGAAGUCGCCGUCAGGGUCAUCGUGUGCUCUCUCUGUUUAUUUGUGUGAGCCGGACACAAAUUGUCGCUCGUCGAAGUGUCCCGACGUGUCUGCAGCGUGAUGUUCCGACCGCGAGGCGUCCUAGCAAUAUUCCGUCAGGGGAGAUCAGCACCUCCUGAAUUGACGCGUUUGCUCGCUUGCUAAGAAAGUAACAAUCUUCAAUUUUUACGUACGCAUUUUUAUUUUUUUCAAGCGUGAGUGGUGACGAGACAGCGGACAACACAUCGUACAAUCGCUGUAGCCGUAGCAAUAGCCGUGAUGAUGAUGAUGAUACUGUUGUAAACAAAUUGGGAAAAAGAGAUAAGAAGGAUGGAUGGAUGGAGUGA
Messenger RNA from Syngnathoides biaculeatus (alligator pipefish), 4227 nucleotides. Its product is annotated as rho GTPase-activating protein 44-like. Gene Ontology annotation, biological process: positive regulation of GTPase activity; negative regulation of Rac protein signal transduction; neurotransmitter receptor transport, endosome to postsynaptic membrane. Gene Ontology annotation, molecular function: GTPase activator activity; protein binding. Lineage: Eukaryota; Metazoa; Chordata; Actinopteri; Syngnathiformes; Syngnathidae. The record is from RefSeq and is a predicted model, not a curated record. Gene Ontology annotation, cellular component: leading edge membrane; presynaptic active zone; postsynaptic density.